This is a messenger RNA of Lontra canadensis (Northern American river otter), 1513 nucleotides long. RefSeq names its product TNF receptor superfamily member 13C (gene TNFRSF13C). Gene Ontology annotation, biological process: B cell costimulation; positive regulation of B cell proliferation; positive regulation of T cell proliferation. The transcript is spliced from 3 exons. Gene Ontology annotation, cellular component: external side of plasma membrane. Gene Ontology annotation, molecular function: signaling receptor activity. Bases 68 to 712 code for a protein of 214 amino acids. The record is from RefSeq and is a predicted model, not a curated record. NCBI's taxonomy places the organism in Eukaryota, Metazoa, Chordata, Mammalia, Carnivora, Mustelidae.
GUGGCCCCUCCCGGUUUCCUCCUCCCGACAGCAGAAGCCAGACUCAGUGCGCCGGGUGUGAGGCAACAUGGGCAGCAAGAGGAGAGGGGCCAGGAACAGGAGGGGCAGGGACGGCCCGGCCCCCACACAGUGUGUCCAGGCCCAGUGCUUUGACCCUCUGGUCCGAAACUGCGUGGCCUGCAAUCUCUUCCGGACGCCAGAACCGAGACCGGCCUCGCCUCCCACCGACCCUUCCCCUCCCCCGCCGUCUCUUCCCUCCGCCCCCUGCCCGCCCUCUCCGUCCCUUCCCCCAGCAGCGGGGGCCAGCAGCAGCCUGGCGCCCGGGACGGCGCUGCAGCCGCAGGAGUCGGUGGGCCCGGGGGGCGCGGCGGAGGCCGAGGCGGCGCUGCCGCUGCCCGCGCUGCUCUUCGGCGCCCCCGCGCUGCUGGGCCUGGCGCUGGCCCUGGUCCUGGUGGGCCUGCUCGGCUGCCGGUGGCGGCAGCGGCUGCGCGCGGCGGCUCCCCCAGGGACCCCGGAGCCGCACCCCGGCGAGACCCUGGACCAUGUCACCAUCCUCCCCCCGGGACCCCUUGAUGCCACCGCUCCCGUCUGGCCUCCAACCAGAGAAGACGCAGCCAACACCCCACCUGCCCACAGCGUCCCCGUGCCAGCCACAGAGCUGGGCUCCACUGAGCUGGUGACCACCAAGACAGCCGGCCCUGAGCAGCAGUAGCGACGGAGGGGGCAGGAGGUGGCCCCUGUCCUCCCAGUGGGCCGUCAGCCAGGGGCUUGGAGGUUGGAUUCGGCUUCACCCCCCGUGCCCACCUGCCCCUUUUCUGGGAACCACGCUGCUCCCCUGCUAACCCCGCAGAGCCACAGACUACAGACCUCAGACGGCAGGCGUGGCGGCCCUACCGCACCGUAGCAUUUGGCUUAAAACCAGACCAUCUUUGGCGGUCCUCGAAGGUUGUGGCUGAGCUCCCGUGCUUUUGAGUGGCUGGGGCACAUGGCGUAGGAGGUUUUUCUCUAAGCGCAGGGAAGCCACCAUCCACCAGAAUGAAUCUAGGAGAAGGAUCAGGUGGGAGGAUGCUUAAUUUAUAGCUGGGUGACGUAUCUCUUUAAUACGUGCUCUCCCAGCUGUCCUGCUUCUAACCGAUGGAAAUGGCAGCAAGGAGUAACCAGCCGACAGGUUUGCUUCAGGAUUUAAUACAGAAUGAUUCUGAUUGUAAAAGAGCCUGAAUUGUGCUAAUUCUCAGGUAUCUGUACCCAAGGGCCAACCCUGAGCUUGGCCCAACCUUCUAGGACCUGCGAUGCCAUUUUUCACCCCAGUAGCAGCUUCCAGAGCCCCAGGCUUGCCCUUGGGAGGAAGUCUCCAGCCCCCUGGGGCUGGACUGCAGGCUCACGCUGAAGGCACACGGCCAAGCUUCUCUCUCGGAGGCCACCUGGAGUCCCAGCUGUCUCCGAGGCGCUCUCAGCUGUACACAGGGAAAGGCCCAGGACCACCAAGGGGCUCCUUUGUUCAGAAGCCAGAGCA